GAGUCCGCCCCAAGAUAGAACCCACUUCAUCAUCUGGCUCGCCAUCGCCAGCCUCGGACUGCCGCGGUGCUGGCGGCGAUGACCAACGACGACGUGCGCAUGGAGCACAUCCAGGAGUGGAUCGAGGCGACGGUCGACGUGCGCUUCGAUGGCAACAUGUGGGCGCUCCUCAAGGACGGCCAGGUGCUCUGCAAGCUGGCCAACUCGCUCAACGCGGCCAUCCGCGUCAACAAGCUCAAGACGGCCUUCCACUGCAAGGAGAACAUCCAGGCCUUCAUCUCGUGGGCGAAAAGCGUCGGCGUGCCCGAAGGCGACCUCUUCCACGUGCACGACUUGCAGUUUGAAGAGAACAUUGGCGCGGUCCUGCGCACGCUCGCGGCGCUGUACACCAUGUUUGCCGAGGAGAUCCGCGCGUCCGUGCGCGUCUCGACCAACCACGGACCGGCGCUCGCGAGCUCGUACGACAGCGACGACGACUCGGGCUUUGGCGACCUCCACGACUCGGAGCCCGACGACGAGCCCGACUUGUACGACCUCUCGAUCGUGCGCGAGAACCGGUCGUCGUCCAAGCUCGCGGCCUUUCUCAAGUUUGUGCCCAUUCAGUCGACGACGAGCAAGCACAAGGCGCCGCCAACGCCCGAGCACGUCGAGCCGCCGCCGCAAGAGAUCCCGAUUGUCGUGAAGAAGGCGUCGCCCGCGCCCAAGACGCCGUCGCCACGCAAGAUGCCCGCGACGCCGCCGCCCAAGGUCGCGCCACCCCCCGAGCCCGUCGUCGCCAAAGGCAACAAAUUCAAGCUGAGCAACUUUCUCAACAAGGCCAAGUCGACCAUGAAGCACAAGGAGUCGCCGAAGAAAUCGCCAAAAGAGUCGCCGAUCGUGACCAAGCCGUCGCCCAAGUUGCAGACGCCCAAGGUGCAGACACCGCAGACGCCCAAGGUGCAGACACCCAAGGUCCCGACACCCAAGGCACCGCCGCCGGUCGUCGCAAGGGCACCGCCGCCGGUCGCGGUGGUCGAGCCGCCAAAGCCGGUCGCCAAGGUGGUGACGCCCAUCAAGAGCAAGGCGGUACCGCCGCCGAUUCAGACAACCACUGACGACGACGACAGCGACGAUCCGAUGACGCCGCCGUCGUCGCCCAAGCCCAUCGUCGCGAGCUCGACCGUGCCGCCGGUCGGCAACACAAAGCAAAAGCUCAGCGCGUUCCUGGCGCAGACGCCCGUGGGCAAGCCGACGAUCAUUUCGGCGCCGUCGUCACGGACCGAGCCGGGCAAAACGUCGCCGGGCGUCGCGGCCAAGAUGGCCAUGAUCCGCAACAACGGCGUCGCGCCGCCGACAUCGACCGUCGUAGCUUCCACGACUGUCGUAGCGGCCUCGGAUGAAUCGCUCUCAGCACCGCUGCAGCUGAGCAAGCCGCGGGGGCCAGUCAAGACGCAGCGCCGGUCGUCGACGAGCCCCAAGGCCGUUGAGUCGUCGCCAACGGUGGUGGCGACGCCGACGAUCGUGCCACCCGUCACUGCACCCGCGCCGACGAGCAAGCUCGGGAACUUUCUUCAGAAAGCACCGGCGUCCGACCCGCAACGGAUGCUGGCCAACAUCAUGAUGAACCGCGUGCCCCAGACAAAGACCGUCGUCUCGGCGGACGAGGAUGAUGAAGCGCUGCUGACGCCACCAGCAUCACCCAAACACGUCCCAGUCGUCGCCAAGUCUGCGCCGGUCGUCGCCAAGUCGGUGCCGCAGCCGUCACCCGUGGCAUCCACACCGUUACAAAACAAGUUGGCGAGCUUCAUGGCGGCCGUGCCACCCACGGCUGCGGCCGCCGCCCCCAAGUCGACCGGCGGGUCCAAGCUCGCAGCCUUCUUAUCGACGACUGGUGUCCCGCGCAAGGUGUCGGUGGUGUCGGCGCCGCCCUCGUCGUCGUUUAUCGCACCGUCGUCAUCGUUUGUCGCCCCGGUGCUCGUCAAGUCGUCGCCGCCAUUGAAGCGCGUCCGUCGCGCGCCGCGGUCGACGCUCAGCAACAACUGGGUCCUGCCCGACCAGCGCUUCUCGUAUUCCAAGCGCCCAGCCUCGUCCAAGCCCUUCGACAAGGAAGGCGCGCGCCGGCGGUUCCUCCAGAACCAGCUGCGGCUCAAAGCCGAGGCCAAGCACAAUGUCGGGAAGCACCAGAAGACCGCCAACGUCUGCGCGCCCGGCAUGCUCUGCUACGUACCCGACGAGACCGACACGUGGCUCCUCGCCGAGGUCGAGUCGGUCGACACGCGCCGGAAGCACGUCAAGGUCAAGCUCGUCGAGGGCGCCGCCGAAGCGCGCGUCGUCGACCUCACCAACAUGGACGUUGUCCGGGCCAUCGGCGGGCCGCAAGCCACCGAGAUCGACUCGCUGCCUCUGGCCAUCACGCACAGCAACAGCGACGGCGUCGAAGACAUGCGCAACCUCCGCUUCCUCAACGAACCGUCCAUCAUGUACAACCUCAAGCGCCGCUUCGAGGCCGCGCAGCCCUAUACGUACAGCAAUGACAUUGUGAUAGCCGUCAACCCGUACCAAUGGCUCGGGCACCUGUACGGCGAAGGCCUCCACACGCAGUACCUGCAGCAGCCCCGGCACAACCUGCCACCGCACGUGUACGCAACGUCGACAGCCGCGUACAAGAGCAUGACGGCGUCGCGUCGCAACCAGAGCAUUCUAGUGAGUGGCGAGUCGGGCGCGGGCAAGACCGAGACGACCAAGAUCCUCAUGAACCACCUGGCGACAGUCGCCGGUGGCCGCGACGACUCGACGAUCGCGCGUGUCAUCAACGUCAACCCGCUCCUCGAGUCGUUUGGGAACGCCAAGACGCUCCGGAACGACAACUCGAGCCGGUUUGGCAAGUUUACGCAGCUGCAGUUCCGCGACGGGAAGCUCCGGGGCGCUUGCUGCGAGACGUACCUCCUCGAAAAGUCGCGCGUCGUCUCGUUCGCGCCCGGCGAGCGCAACUACCACAUCUUUUACCAGCUCCUGUGCGGCCUUCCGGUGGCGACGACUGCGUCGCUGCAGCUCCAUGCGACGUCGAGCUUCCGCUACACGGGCGACGUGGCCGCCAUGACGAUCGACGGCAUCGACGACGCCAAGUGGAUGGCGCAGACGCAGUUGUCGCUCGGGCUCAUCGACCUCGACGCGAGCCUUCAGCACACGUUGUUUGAAGUGCUCGCUGGCAUCCUGCACCUCGGCAACCUCGACUUUGCUCCGACGGGCGAGAACGCGUCGCGCGUCGCCAACCCCGAGUCGCUCUCGGCCGUCGCGACGCUCUUGGGCCUUGCGCAGGACACGAUCGCGACGGCGUGCUGCAACCGCACGGUCGUCGCGCACCGGGACGCGGUCACGGUGCCACUCAACGUCGUCGAAGCAAACGAGAACCGCGAUGCGCUCGCCAAAGCCAUCUACGCGAGCCUCUUUGACUGGCUCGUCGCGCGCAUCAACGGCGCCAUGUCGAUCCGUGACGCGUCGACGCAGAUCGGCGUCCUCGACAUCUUUGGGUUUGAGGACUUUGCGCACAACGGCUUCGAGCAGUUCUGCAUCAACUACGCCAACGAGAAGCUGCAGCAAAAGUUCGUCCACGACGUCUUCUCGACGGUCCAGGACGAGUACACGCGCGAGGGCCUCGUGUGGGACCACAUCUCGUACGCCGACAACCAAGGCAUCUUGGACCUCAUCGAGGGCAAGCUCGGCAUCAUCAACCUCAUGAACGACCACUUGCGCCAGCCCCGGGGCACGGAAGAGGCGCUCGUCAACAAGUUCCGCGCCAAGGACAAUGCGAUCAUCUCGUUUGCCAAGGUCAAGCGCACGCAGUUUACGAUCCGCCACUACGCCGGCGCCGUCACGUACGAGACGGUCGGCUUUAUGGAGAAGCACCGCGACGCGCUCAUGCAGGACCUGCUCGACCUCGUGCGGUCGAGCACCAAGGCGUUUGUCGUCUCGCUCUUCCCGCUCGAGCAGCCGCCGACAGUCGACGAGCCCGACGCGAUCUCGUCGGCGGCGUCGACGCCGUCACCCAAGUCGAAGCUCGAGGCGUGGGUCAAAAAGCCCGAGCCCAAGCCGCUGCUCGAAGGACGCAAGAAGGCGCUGCCGCCCAAGACGCUCGGGUCGCAGUUCAAGGCGUCACUGAGCUCGCUCAUGGACACGAUCGGGUCGACGCAGGCGCAUUACGUGCGCUGCAUCAAGCCCAACGCCGUCAAGAGCCCGACCGUGUUUGACAAGCCCAUGGUCGUCGCGCAGCUGCGGUCGGCCGGCGUCAUCGACGCGAUUCGCAUUUCGCGCGCCGGGUACCCCGCGCGGCUCACGGCGCACGAGCUCUCGACGCGGUACGCGACCAUGCUGCCGCCGUCGAUGCUCACGGACGACGCGUGCGACGCGUUCAUGCGGGCGACGGGCCAUACGUCGCCGGUCGAGUUCCAAAUGGGCAAGACGCUCGUGUACUUCAAGGCCGGCGUCCUCGAAGAGCUCGAGCUCAUGAAGUCGGACUUCUACUACGAGCAAGCGACGCUCGCGCAAAAGGUCGUGCUCGGCUUCCUCGACCGCAUGCGCUUCCGCAAGCGGAUGGCAGCAGCCCUCGUGCUCCAAGCCUUUGGCCGCAUGGCGCUCGAGCGCGUCGUGUUUACAAAGCUCAAGGCCGCCGCCGUCACGAUGCAGCGCGUCCGCCGCUACUACAAGGACCGCGACGCGGUGCUGGCCGCGAUGCGCGCCCGGCUCGCGGCUCGGGAAGCGCAGCGGGUUGCCGACGAGGCCAAGCGCGUCGCGGCCGAAGAGGCUGCGCGGCGCCCGCCCGUGUGGGACUCGAACUCGGCGCUUUCGUCGCCACGGUCGUUGCCGUCGCCCAUGACGUCGCCCGAAGCCAGCGAGACCAAAGGCAGCUUCCGGUCGGCCGCGUACAGCCGAGCGAGCGACGUGGCGGCCACGGCCAAGGCGCUGCUGGCGCACGGCGACGCACUGUGCGCGAGCUGCAAGGCGCUCGGGAAGAGCCACGCGUCGCUCGAAGACCAGAUGGCCAAGCUCAUGGCCGAGAACGCGCGCCUGCGACGCUUGCUGGUCGACCACAGCAUUAACCCGGACGACGACGAUGGCGUCUAUGUGUAGCCGCAGUCUUAUAUAAUUUACGCGACACUCCGACUAUGAUUCACACAUAAGAGCUUAGACGACGGCCGUGGUCGCGGGCGGCAUGGACCGGUAGGCGUCGUACGGCGUCGGCGGUCGACGCCGGCA
Messenger RNA from Saprolegnia diclina VS20, 5232 nucleotides. RefSeq lists its product as hypothetical. Gene Ontology annotation, molecular function: ATP binding; actin filament binding; microfilament motor activity. NCBI's taxonomy places the organism in Eukaryota, Oomycota, Saprolegniomycetes, Saprolegniales, Saprolegniaceae. The record is from RefSeq and is a predicted model, not a curated record. Gene Ontology annotation, cellular component: cytoplasm; vesicle; myosin complex. Gene Ontology annotation, biological process: vesicle transport along actin filament; actin filament organization. The transcript is spliced from 3 exons. The coding region runs from base 79 to 5106 and encodes 1675 amino acids.